Molecule: messenger RNA, 2181 nt
Organism: Boeremia exigua
Lineage: Eukaryota; Fungi; Ascomycota; Dothideomycetes; Pleosporales; Didymellaceae
Exons: 9
Coding region: 1-2181 (726 amino acids)
Source: RefSeq, a predicted model, not a curated record
AUGGCUCGUCCAAUUCCCGAUGACGAAAACGAUGACUUAGUUACGCAUGCCUCGAGACCAUCAAUUAAGCUGGCUUUCGAUCGACCUGGGCCUUUCAUAUUGACAGAACACACGUCGAGACGCUCUACUUUGAGGAGCCGAGCCCAGCGCCUGAAGAUCCCAGCAUCAAUCACCGGGAUUGUUGACACGCAGGACAUCCAGAGACACGCCCAGCCACUCGCUGUCAUUGAGAACCCAACUAAUGGCUUCAAGAUACCUCGUCGGCAUGGUGGACGCACACCAGGCCGUUCAUCUACUCUUGUGAAUCUUCUGGAACCGAUGUCACCGACAAAGACGACACCAGUGGAUCGACCUGCAAGUGACGCUUCAGGCAGCGUUGACGCACCUAUCUCACUUGUGCAGGACACCCCGCUGUUCUCGACAGAUAGCGCCGUCGCAGGCAUACUCACCGCGCCUCUUCCCACACCUCAAGCUGAUCGAGCUCCGCCUCUAAAGAAGAAUGUCGAUACGUCUGGCGCGUCCUCGCGUCUAUUGGUUCUCCCGCCCAAGUCCGCCUUUCUGAAGACCGCACCGUCAAGUAUCUCACCCACGGUACUUCGGCCAGUCAAUUCUAGUAUGCCUCCGUACAUCCCCACUCCCAUGGCCGUCAGCCUCAGCAACGAGCUGCUCGAAGCAUCCCAAGCCGAGCCGCUUGAAACGUCCCAAGCCGAGCCGGGCCUCCCAUCGUUUGAAUCCCUCAUAUCACCAACAGCCAGCCUUGCGGAUAUGUUAAACGACAUACGCACAUUCGAUCCCCACCUCUCACUCGAGGAUGAGCAGAUGUCAUUACUCUAUAAACACAACCGCAAUACAGAUUGGUCACCGCACACUAUCCCCAAGGUUGAACUGGACAGAGAGUGGUGGGCAUCGACUCACCCGUUCAUGGAUUACUUAUGGAAUGAGACUGUCAAGGAAGUUGGCCAGGUGUUGACUGAGAUUGGGCCGAGCAACAUGCCAGCCGGCUACUCGUCUAAUAUCAAACAUCUGGUGAAGCCGAUAGGAGAUACACAUCAACCACUCAUAAUCUUGUCAUCGUACCCAACCAUGACCACAGCCCAGCCAGAAUACGGGACCGUGGACGAUAUGAGCAAUCGAUCUAUGCGUCUUCUCUACGGUAAACUGGGACUGGAGCGUCCAGGUUCCAAGCACGGAGUCCUCCAUCUGGACGAGACCCCUCACCGUGUUGAUAAACCUGUCGCCGAGAAAGCCAACGGAAGACACUUUUACAAGGGUGUCACUGGCGACAAACUUCCGAUGAGGCUGCGUCAUAUAUGGGAACAGUUUCACUUUGGCUUGUUGGACGCUUCCAAAGCAACAGUUGGUCUCUUAUUAGACUUGGCUUACAUCCUUGGUCUUCGGCAGUUGAGACGCGUGUGGUUUUGCGUUGUCCACCCAGAGCAUUACCACAGGUGCACGACGUAUGAUGUUACAGACGGUGGUGCAUUGUACCUCAGAGCCUUCCGAGAACGACUUAUCGACAUCGCGUUCGUUAUGGCAUUUGGUGCGCCCUCUCCUCGACCGGCGUACUUGUCAACAAAGCUGUAUUUCACAGACCCUGGCUCUGGCACAAUCAUACUCAACAGGGUUCUCGAGACUAUCAGCUCUCCUAACAUGCAGAUGCUCCAAUAUCUGUUUGCUAAGCCAGACAUGACGAUAACAAGUAAUCUGAAGAGUCAUCUGGAACGAUCACGGUCAUCAAAGCUCCGAGACCGCGCAGCAGAGAUAUUCGGGCUGGCAGCGGGAGCAUCGCUACCAUUCGACUCUGGCGAAUCAUACUGGUCAUCUGUAUCAGUACAGUCAGCACUUGGACCAUAUGCCGCAUCGUUCCUGGCUGUUUGGCGGCAGAGAAAAGGGGCUCACGAGGAAUCAAGAACUACUCAAGGAGCGCGACAGAGGUCAAAAAUCGCGAACAUGAACCCAGAUGAGCUGGCUGCACAUCGUCUCAAGAUGAAUUUGGCGAAUGAAGCCAGCAAAGCCAAGCGAACCCCUGAGCAGAAGGAGAAGAUGAGACAGGAACAGAAUCUGCAAAGAAGGCUGAAACGGGCACAGAGAACCCAGGAAGAAAUCGAGCGCGACAACUACAUGCAGCGGAAGAAGUAUGGCGACGCGCACCCGCAGAAACGCGCACGCAAGGACGAUUAA